Molecule: messenger RNA, 207 nt
Organism: Helobdella robusta
Lineage: Eukaryota; Metazoa; Annelida; Clitellata; Rhynchobdellida; Glossiphoniidae
Exons: 3
Biological process (GO): protein targeting to ER
Cellular component (GO): endoplasmic reticulum membrane; signal peptidase complex
Source: RefSeq, a predicted model, not a curated record
CAGGAUUUUGAAGGCCAAAAGAAAGCUGAGUGGUUUUUUCAAAUCAUCAUUGUGCUUUUUAGUAUUGUUGGAUUUAUCUGGGGAUACAUAUGUCAGCAGUUCUCUCAAACCUUCUACAUUGUCAUGGCAGGAUUUGUUCUCUCUUGCUUGUUGACAUUACCACCAUGGCCGAUGUAUCGUCGCAAUCCUUUAAAGUGGCAACCAGUG